Nylanderia fulva is the source of this 5160-nucleotide messenger RNA. Lineage: Eukaryota; Metazoa; Arthropoda; Insecta; Hymenoptera; Formicidae. The record is from RefSeq and is a predicted model, not a curated record.
AUGGAGGUGGGCACGUUGAUCGACUGCCAACGGGAGAUCCACGUCCGCAUCUCACGCUCAGUGGAAUAUUUGAGGAAGCUGGGCAACGCCAACAUUACCUCCAGUGCCGUCAGUACACGCACCCGAAUCCUCGACCAGCUUUGGACGAAAUUUGAGGCUCAGCACGACCUCAUCCGCGCUGCGCUGAAAGAAAGGUUCAGUGACAGCGAUUACUUCAAAUCAGGGUUACACGAAGAUACCGAGAACCUGUACGUAACGCAGCGGAGCACAUUGGAUGACUACGCCGAGGGAUUCGCAUCGACGCCCAUGCGUCCAGCCACCGACGUCGCAUCACGAUCUUCGCUGCCACGCAUCAAGGUACCACAGUUCUCUGGCACCUACGCAGAUUGGCCAUCCUUCAGGGAUCUUUUCCUUUCCAUUGUCGGGAACAAUGGGUCAAUCUCAAAAAUUGAGCGUCUUCAUCACCUGCGCUCAAGUGUGACCGGAGAAGCUGAAAAAUUAAUCAGAUCGUUACCUGUCAUCGGCGAUAAUUACGAUCGCGCUUGGGCGAUCUUGAGCAAACACUACGAGAAUAAAAGAGAACUCAUCCGCUCCAAUUUUGCCGCAUUCGUCAAUGUGUCCAAGAUGAAGGGAGAUACCGCCGACGAGCUGAGCCGCAUCCACAACGUCGUCACCACCGUCGUCAACGCGCAGGAGAGCAUCGGUCGCCCGAUCGACACGCACGGGAUGGACCUCUUCAAUUACUUGGUCACUGAACUCUUUGACUCAACCACCCGUCUCGAAUGGGAAUCAUCCACAUCGGGAUCCACUGAACCACCAUCACACGAGACACUUCUCGACUUCAUCGGCCGCAGAAUUCUGACGCUCAACGCCGCACGACCAAAGGGAGUCACCAAAGUUUCAGGAGAUACAACCCGAAGCGCGAGAUCCCACGUCACUAAGCACGGACCGAUAACCCCACAAUGUGCACUGUGUCGCGAGAAACACGCCCUCAUGGCCUGCCGAGACUUCAAGGCCAAGUCCUCAGCGGAACGCAGAGCCUUCGUGGAAACGCACAAGCUCUGCUACAACUGCCUGGGGAACCACUUUAUCUCACGGUGCCAAUCGAAGAAGGCCUGCCUCACUUGCAACGCACGUCACCACACGAUGUUGCACGGGGCAUCCACCACGUCUUCAUCGUCGGAGAUCAACACUCCUGCCACCGCAUCAGUUUCCACACUUGCCACGACACUAGCCGCUACACAUCAGAACGAGGAUCGAAAGGCCGUCCUCUUAGCAACUGCGCGCGUCCACAUCGCUGACAGGCAUGGAUUUCCGCACUCAGUGCGAGCUUUGCUCGAUCAGGGUUCCGAGCUAUCCAUUGUCUCCGAGACAGUGGCGCAACGCUUGCGACUACCUCGAGCGCACACGGGACUAUCCAUCUCCGGGGUCGGAGGAGCCCGCCCAGGACCAAUCCGCGGCAAGAUCACGUUGAAGGUAACGUCAGACGUGACCAACGCCGAGCUCUCCGUGGUGGCUUAUAUCCUGCCGCGCCUCGUGAUGACACAGGGCCCCACCUCAAAGACGGAUAAACGCUGGCCUCAUAUCCAGGGACUUCAGCUGGCCGACCCCAACUUCCAGGACGACGACCCGGCUGAACUGCUCCUAGGAGCGGAGGUCUGCUCCUUCAUAAUUGAGGAGGGCGUACGCAAGGGCGGUCCAGAAAUGCCGAUCGCCCAGAAAACUAUCCUGGGUUGGAUUCUCUCCGGGGGAUCUGAUGCAGCAGCAACCGCGGAUCACCGACGCACGCUCCGUAUCACUGCUGAUUACGACCUCGCUGACCUGGUGCGUCGAUUCUGGGAACAGGAACAGGAGCCCACCGCUGUCACGUCUCUCACCCCCGACGAACAAGGGAGCGAGGAGCUCUUUGUGCGCAGUCACACUCGCACUGCCUCUGGGAGAUACAUGGUGAGGUUGCCGUUCUCCUCACCACCGACAAAACUGGAGGAGACUCGCAAGCCAGCGGAACGUCUUCUGAUGGCCAUGGAGAGACGCUGCAUCCAGGACCCUCGCUUUGGUGAUCUCUACCGGAGCUUCCUGCGCGAGUACGAGGACCUACAACACAUGACGAAGUUAGCCACGGCGUCGACUGACCGGCAGGGCAAGUGUUACUUACCGCAUCAUGGGGUCUUCAAGGAAUCCAGCACCACCACCAAGUUGAGAGUCGUGUUCAACGGAUCGCAGCGAACACGAGCCGGGGAAUCGCUGAACACGCACCUCCACACCGGCGCAAACCUCCUUCCGCCGCUAGCCGACGUGCUGCUCCGAUGGCGUCAACACCGCUACGUCUUCGUCGCCGACAUAGAAAAAAUGUACCGGCAGAUUCUCGUGCAUCCAGACGACUGCAGUUUCCAGACGAUCCUGUGGCGGCACUCUCCUGACGAUGAAGUGCAUGAAUACCAACUGAGGACGGUCACCUACGGCCUCAGUUGCGCUCCAUUCCUCGCCAUACGGACUCUUCAGCAACUGGCCAAGGACGAGGAAGAACAUUUUCCUCGCGGCUCGGUGGCCUUGCGACGGGAUUGUUAUGUCGACGACGUAGUCACCGGAGCAACCACGCUCGACGAAGCAAUCGUGCUUCAGGAGGAGCUACGCAACCUCUGCAAGGCGGGCGGGUUCCCGUUACGAAAAUGGGCAGCCAACCACGAAGAGAUCCUAACUGGCGUUCCUCAGGAUCAUCGUAUGCAGCAGUCCCAGCGUGCAUGGGAAGGAGAGAGUCACUCAACGCUAGGACUUCGAUGGCAUCCUCAAGAUGAUGAGUUCUCCUUCACACUGCUUCCACCGUCCGUAGAGAAAUAUACGAAGAGACGGGUUCUCUCUGAAACCGCACGGCUCUUCGAUCCAUUGGGUUGGCUCGCUCCUGUCGUCAUCCGCGCGAAGAUCCUCAUCCAAACUACGUGGCUUCAGGGGUUAGAUUGGGAUGCUCAACUGCCGCCAGCCGACGCUCAUCGUUGGCAGCAACUGCUGGGUGGCCUCCAUCUCCUCGACCGCCUGAGGAUGCCUCGCUGGCUCGGCACGGGCGAUGUGGACUCAUCGCUGCAGCUACAUGGCUUCGCCGACGCGUCCGAGCGCGGGUAUGCUGCCGCCGUGUACCUCCGCAUCGCUGGAAAAAAUGAAACGUCAGUGACACUACUAAUGGCCAAGAGCAAGGUGGCACCUGUCAGGCAAGUGACCUUGCCGAGACUCGAGCUCUGCGCCGCCGCCUUACUCACCACACUGACUCAGCAUGUGCAACGCACGCUCAACUUGGGAGAUGCACCCACGCAUCUGUGGACGGACUCGAAGGUCACGCUCCAGUGGAUCCAGGGACACGCCUCGCGAUGGAAGACCUUCGUUGCCAACCGGGUGUCUCACAUCCAGACCCUACUGCCGAACGCACUCUGGAGACAUGUGGCUGGUCGAGACAACCCUGCGGAUUGUGCAUCGAGGGGCAUUAGUCCGUUGGAAUUGGUAAAUCAUACGUUAUGGUGGACAGGACCUACCUGGUUGCUGGAGGAAGAGGCGGCAUGGCCGCUCACCGAAGUGGACACCCGAGAAGACAACCUUAUCGAGAGACGAGCCGGCAGCCUGAUGACGAGGAGCUUGGUCGUCAUGGAACCUGAGCUCCUCCUCCGCUUUUCGUCGUUGAACCACCUGCUACGAGUCACAGUAUGGUGUCGUCGCUGGCUUCGCACUGUUGCACCAACUGUCACCCCUGGACAGCCACCCACCGCAGACGAAUUAGACGGAGCUCUAUCACACUGGCUACGAGAGGUACAAGCACUCCACUUCCCUGACGAGGUCACCGCUGUUUCUGCAGGCCGCACUGUCGCAACACGCAGUCCGUUGGCCAAACUAGCUCCAUUCGCCGAUACACGUGGCGUGUUGAGAGUAGGAGGACGCUUAAAAAAUUCGCUCUUGUCACAGGACGAGAGACAUCCGAUGAUUGCGCCAACAACUUCAUGGCUGACUCGACUGUUGAUCGAUGCUCAUCACCGCCGGACCUUGCACGGAGGGGUGCAGUUGACCCUAGGCUUGCUUCGACAGCGUUUCUGGAUACCCCGAGGACGUGCAGCGGUAAAACAGCGGCUUCAUCGCUGUGUCACGUGCACAAGGUGGCGAGCGACGACACCACAACCACCCAUGGGCAGUCUGCCACGCAGCAGGGUCACGCCAACGCGACCAUUCCUCCGCACUGGACUGGACUACGCGGGACCAAUCCUCAUUCGGACCAGCAAAGGUCGCGGCCACCGCGCCUACAAGGGCUACAUUGCACUCUUCAUCUGCUUCUGGUCGAAGGCCAUCCAUCUAGAGCUCGUAUCGGACUACUCGUCGGAAGCUUUUAUCGCCGCCCUUCGUCGAUUUGUCUCUCGACGAGGUCUCUGUGCCGACAUCUUCAGCGACUGCGGCACGACCUUCGUCGGAGCCGACCGCACCCUACGGGAACUCUUUAUUGCAGCGUCUUCGGAGGGUGAAGGAAUCGCACGCGCAGCCGCCAAGGAAGGCAUCCGCUGGCACUUCAAUCCGCCGGCGGCUCCGCAUUUCGGUGGAUUAUGGGAGGCUGCAGUCAAGUCAGCUAAGUACCAUCUGCGGAGGGUGAUAGGCGAAACCACCCUCACUUUCGAAGAACUGAGUACCCUCCUCACUCAAAUCGAGGCAUGCCUCAAUUCUCGACCAUUGCAGGCACUCUCGGACGAUCCAGACGAUGUUUCAGCACUAACUCCUGGACAUUUCCUGAUCGGGGCGCCCCUUCUCGCCAUCCCUGAGCCACCGCAGGGAGGCGAACAUGGAGACACGAGAUCGCGAUGGCAACACCUCCAGCAAAUGAGAGAGCACUUCUGGGGGAGGUGGUCGAAGGAAUAUAUCCACGGACUCAAUCCACGCACUAAGUGGCUCAAGGCCGAGGCCGCACCCCACGUCGGUGAUCUUUGCAUCCUGCGUUCGGAGCUCACCCCCCCGACCCGAUGGCCUCUCGCCCGGAUCACGAGGUUGCAUCCCGGGAACGACGGUAUCGUCCGCGUGGUGACAAUCCGCACCGCCACUUCUGAGCUUGUGCGCCCGCUCGUCAAGCUCGUCUUGCUGCCGCGCGCGGAUCCCCUUCCGAGCAUAAACAGCGCGGACGUGCCGGCCGUCAGCCCGUAA